Molecule: messenger RNA, 1380 nt
Organism: Cylindrotheca closterium
Lineage: Eukaryota; Bacillariophyta; Bacillariophyceae; Bacillariales; Bacillariaceae
Source: the annotation of a GenBank genome assembly
AUGGGUAAACCGAAGGUAAACCCUUUUCGUGACCUCAUCAGUGGCGCAAUACUUGCAGCAUCAUCUAUUCCUCAAUUGGUUGGGUAUAGUGAAACGGCAGGAUACUCAGGGUACCAUGGACUUGCUAGUGCUGGGCUGCCGCUACUUGCAUGGGGGAUGGUCACUGGUUCUCCCUUUAUGAAUGCGGGGGUCACCUCUAUCACAGCAUUGAUGGCAAAGUCUGAUUUAAAUGGGGAGUCUUUCGUCAACGAACACGGAGAAGACAAAUAUAUUGAGUUGGUUGCUGCAUAUUCGUUUUGGGUUGGAAUAGCUUCGGUAGUGUUGGCUGUUGUGGGAUUUGGAAGACUUGCGCAAGGAGUUCCGAAGCCGGUAAAAAGUGGCUUCAAAUACGGCUGCUCUGUUGGUGUGUUGGUGUCUGCUCUGCCAAAUGGGCUGUUUUCAAGAGGAGGAAAACAACUCAUGGGGCUUCUCGCGAGCUCGUCAUCUUGGAGCUUUGUUGUCAAGGAACUGAAGGCACGAGCGCCAGCUGCAACGGGAGCUGUGAAUGUUACUGGAUUUAUUUUCAGUCUAACUCAUCCUUUGGAAUGGUCCUUGACUCCCACACUUCUAUUUCUCAUCGGUACUUGGUUUGUUAUGGAUGGCAAGAAAUUUCUUCCGGAUUCACUUCCGCCUGGCACUGAAGUCAUUUUAGUCACGGUCACUGCGACAGUCUAUAGCAUUGUGUUCGAUUACGAGGGAGGCGUGGUUGGUGAGAUUCCCGAAUUGGAUCCUGACACUGGCUUGAAAAUUUUGGGAUUGACUUUGCCUGUGAAAUUGCUUGAUUACCAGAAAGUUCUCGAUGCACCACUUGCCGAACAAUUUGGGGGAUACCCAUUCCUAUUUGUUUCGGCAACACUUUUUGCUGCCGUCAACUUCUUAUCAAUCAUGGGCAUUGCAUCUGGAUUCGAAAGCGAAAAUGGAAUUGAAUGGAGUGCACCACAGGAACUAAUGUCCCAAGGUGUUGCUUGUGUAGUUGCUGCAUUUGUUGGUUCUGCUCCUGUUUCUGGUUCCAUGAGUAGAAGUCUAGUCUCAAGGAUGACGGGGACAACCUCACAAUUAGCGUGUAUGUUUACGGCAUUGAUUUGGAUAUUCAUGCUGCCUUACAUGAGCGUGAUGACACCGACACCUAAAGCAGCACUAAGCGCCGUAAUCGUGAGUGCAGUGGUGAAAAGUGUUCUGGUACCAAAGGAUUUAAUGAAGCUUCAAACUUUGGAUUUCGUUUCUGGUUGGACAACAGGCAUCAUUACAGCGAUUACAAGUCCAACAAUUGGAUUUGGCUUCGGCCUUGUAUUUCAUGGAUUGUUGAAAAUGGCUGUCCCAAAAAAAGAAAAAAGCGACUAA